AUGAUAGUCAAGUCAGUGGAGAAGAAGAGCAGAGGGCCAUGGAUGAAGUCAGGAGUACGCCAACCACCUGGGAGAGCAUUCAUGGAUGAUAUGACAAUAACAACCAAAACAGUUAUUGAAGCCAAGUGGACAAUACAUGAACUAGAACAAGCUAUCACUUGGGCAAGAAUGAAAGUAAAACCAAGCAAGUCCCGUAGCUUAGUGAUAAAGAAUGGAAAAGUAAAAGAAGUUAGAUUCAUGAUUGAAGGAGAGGCAAUACCAACAGUCUCAGAGAAGCCAGUAAAGUGUUUAGGGAAAUUCUUUAAUGACACAUUAACAGACAGACAAAAUGUGAAAGAAACAUGCAGACAGCUGGAUGAAUGGAUGAAAACUGUGGAUAAAAGUGGACUACCCGGUAAAUAUAAAGCCUGGAUAUACCAACAUGGGAUACUACCUCGCUUGCUGUGGCCGCUAUUGGUGUAUGAGGUACCAAUGAGCACAGUAGAAGGGAUGGAAACAACAGCGAGCAGAUACCUGAGGAGAUGGCUGGGGGUACCAAGAAGUUUCAGCAGCAUUGGAUUAUACAGCUCUGGGACUAAGCUACAGUUACCUCUAAAGUCAAUUACUGAGGAAUUCAAGGUGACAAAGGUGCGUCAGCACUUAAUGUUACAGAAUAGCAAAGACGAGAAGGUUCGGACAGCAAAAGUAGAUAUCAGGACGGGGAGAAAAUGGUCAGUAAAAGAAACUGUACAAGAAGCAGAAUCCCGCUUGAGACACAGUGACAUUGUGGGAAGACUGGCAAUAGGAAGGCAGGGACUUGGUGUCACACCAACAGCAAGAUGGGGUACAGCUUCGGUAGAAGAGAAGCGUAGUUUGGUGCAGAGGGAGGUGCGUGCAAUGGAGGAAGAUUCGAGAAUGGUCAAAGCAGUUGGAAUGAAGAAACAAGGUAGCUGGGUGAACUGGGAGAAUGCACGUCAAAUGAAGUUGGGUUGGAAUGAUAUUUGGAAGAUGGAACCAUUCAGACUUCAGUUUAAGCUGAAAUCAGUUUAUGAUGUUCUUCCCAGCCCAACUAAUCUGGUAACAUGGGGAAUGACAGAAGAUCCAAAGUGUGUCCUCUGUGGUAGACCAGCAAACUUGGAGCACAUAUUAUCAGCAUGCUCAGAGGCUUUGAAAGAUGGGAGAUACACUUGGAGACAUGAUAGAGUCCUAGCCAGUAUAGCCGACACCUUGGAGAAAGGUAUUAAAAGGCCAAAGAAGAACGCAGAGAGCCUGAGAUUCGUCAACUUUGUGAAAGAAGGUGAAAAGGGACAUAAAGUUAGAGUUGAAGGAAGUGGUCUCUUGGGGACAGCAACAGAUUGGCAGAUGCGGGUAGACCUUAAGGAAAGAUUAGUAUUUCCACCGGAAAUAAUAGCCACAAACAAGAGGCCGGAUGUAGUCCUUUGGUCAAUGGCUACAAGACAGACAAUUAUUUUGGAGUUAACAGUGCCAUGGGAAGAAAGGAUGGAGGAUGCAUAUGAAAGGAAAAAUCUUAAGUACCAAGACCUACUGAAAGAUUGUCAGCAGAACGGAUGGAAGGUCUGGUUUUUUGCAGUGGAAGUGGGUUGUAGAGGAUUCGUGGGACAGUCUAUGUGGAGAGCACUGAGAGGCAUUGGCAUAACGGGAGCAGAGAGAAGGAGGCUGAUAGGGAAUCUGUGCAGGGAGACGGAAUCAGCGUCCAUGUGGUUGUGGAGAAGAAGAGCAGAUAAGUGGAAAGACAAUAAACAUUAG
Messenger RNA from Saccostrea cuccullata (small rock oyster), 1746 nucleotides. RefSeq lists its product as uncharacterized. The record is from RefSeq and is a predicted model, not a curated record. The coding region runs from base 1 to 1746 and encodes 581 amino acids. The transcript has a single exon. Lineage: Eukaryota; Metazoa; Mollusca; Bivalvia; Ostreida; Ostreidae.